Molecule: messenger RNA, 1664 nt
Organism: Agrilus planipennis (emerald ash borer)
Lineage: Eukaryota; Metazoa; Arthropoda; Insecta; Coleoptera; Buprestidae
Product: rhamnogalacturonate lyase-like
Exons: 4
Coding region: 252-1589 (445 amino acids)
Biological process (GO): carbohydrate metabolic process
Molecular function (GO): catalytic activity; carbohydrate binding
Source: RefSeq, a predicted model, not a curated record
UAAUAAUUAAAACUUUCUGAAUUAACUAGAUUGACUUUAUUGAUUUGGCAUUUACAAGUACCAACACAAACAAUUGGCCAGUUAACUUCGAGUUACACUUGGUCUUAGAAAAAAAUUCGUCCAUAUUUUACUACUACUCCAUUCACAAGUACUUAAGAGAUGGUUACACUGCCGAACAGCUAAGAUGGGCGUUAAGAGGCAACGAGGACCCAUUCAAGUACUACAGCGUAGACGGAAGGCGAGCAGGGCCUAUGCCCAGCCAGAAGGAUAUAGACUCAGGUCAGUAUGUUCAAGACUGGACGUACAUGUUCGCAGAUGGAUCAGUUUAUUCAAAAUAUCAGCAAAUAUCGCCUAAUGAAGACAUAAACAGUGUGUUCGGUAUUUAUGGCGAUCGUAUUGGAUUGUCUCUACUGCAGACACACAAAGAGUGGGUCAGUGGCGGACCAUUCAAGCAGGACCUGACAACUCACACCGGACAAAUGCUGCUCUUUCAUGAACAUUCGGAUCACUACGGUACUCCAGAACUGGUGCCCACCAAAGGAUGGACCAAAGUGUACGGUCCGAUCGGCUUCUAUCUCAAUGAUGGUCAAAGUCUUUCGCAAAUGUAUGCUGACGCUCAGAGACAACUCAGAGAUGAGGAGAAAAAGUGGCCGUACCAAUUUGUCACCGCACCAGAAUACAAUGCACAAAGAAGGGGCAGUGUGUCAGGAGUACUCAAUGUGGAUGGGUCGCCUAAUAAGGAGUGGGUAUAUCUUAUCCUGACCGAACCUCAUGUCGAUGACCCCCAGUUAGAAACGGCUACCUACAUGUAUUCGGCAACUGCUAAAGAAAAUGGUGAAUUCACAAUACCAGCUGUGAGACCAGGCACGUACAAACUACAAGUAAUAGCUAAGGGUGUAGUUGGAAAAUACGUUCAAAACAACAUUAAUGUGCAGGGAAAUAAAAAUAACGAUCUUGGCACGAUCAAUUGGAACCAGGAGAGCAAUGGUCAAUUGCUUUGGCAGAUCGGUGUACCUGAUAGAAAUUCGGCAGAGUUCAAAUCGCCACCUGGCUUUCCAUCACCGAUUCCUAAUUUAGAAGAAUACCGCAAGUUUGGCACAUGGCUCAGAUAUUCCAAAGAAUUUCCUAAUGAUCCAGACUUCACAGUAGGUCGUAGUGACCCGGCUAAAGACUGGUGUUAUUUCAUGCCCAUGAUCAAGACGCCUGGCUACCCUGACCAACUCAAAUUAGUUAAUAUCACCCAAAAUGUGCAACCUACCAGCUGGAAGGUCAGAUUUGACUAUAGUGGAUCAACUGCGGGCACCGCUACAUUGACCUUGGGAUUUGCGGCUAGGGUUAGAGCUGGUAUUCGUGCGCUGAUCAAUGGUCAGGAGAUUCUUAAGGUGGACAAUUUUGAUGGACCCCAAGGCGAUUCUGCGCUGUUUCGUCAAGCAGCGCAUGGUAUAUUCCGCCAGCAAAGUGUGUCGUUUAGUCAGUCACUGCUACAAGGAAAUAAUAUUCUCGAGUUCACACCUCCUGGUGCAGUGAGUCAGAAUCAUUUUGACAGAAUGGUGAUGUGGGACUUCUUGAAAAUGGAAGUCAGUAGUUAAUUGUGUAUUUCAUGUACUUCAAAUAUGUUUUGCUACUUACUUGAAAGUUAUCAAUCAAUAAAAAUUUAAAAACUA